AUAGCUCACUGAUAAAGGCCUGUUUUCGCGAUAAAAGGCGUGUAAGAAAGAGAAAACAGGCGUUAACAGGAACAGCGACAUAUCUACUGCGUCACUAACGGUUUCCUCCUUCAUGUGUGCGCGCGAGGUUCAGUCAACCGCACGAGCUCAACAUCACACACGCGCGCGCGAGAAAGAAACCAGAAAAAAAUGAACGUCGUUUUUGUUGUCGUAGCAGGUGUGAUGCUAAGUUUGGGAUGUGCUGAAGACCAGUCAACAACAACUGCAUCUACCACUGAAAAAACUUCCACCUUCAAUCAAACCAUAAAAGUCACGUUACAGGAUAUAAGUACAAAAAGGUCGGACACGUCCAACAACAAAACCACCACAUCUGCCACCAACACUUCUACCAAUACGACCACAGUUGCCACCAACACUGCUACCAAUACGACCACAGUUGCCACCAACACUGCUACCAAUACGACCACAGUUGCCACCAACACUGCUACCAAUACGACCACAGUUGCCACCAACACUGCUGCCAACACCACCAUCAUAAAUGCCACUGAAACCACCGCCAUCACUAUCACAGAUGCCACUAACACCACCACCAACACCACUGCCUCAGCUGUCCCCAACACCACCAUCAUUACCACAGAUACCACCAACUCCACGACCAGCACUGCUGCCACCACCAUCACCACCAUUACCACCACCAACAUCACAGCUGUCACUAAGGCCACCACUAAAGCCACCUCCAUCAUGCCAACAACAACUACAUCAAAAGCGAAUUCUAGUUUAACAUCCAUCACUUCUUCAGUGCAACCCCAGUUCUCCACUACAACCAUUCUGCGGCCAACACAAUCACGUUUAACAAGAAGACCAGUAUCAUCCACAAUGCAGGCCAGUACAACAAAAGUCUCAAACAGAGCCAGUCCUGUCAAGGCAUUGAGUUCAGUGAGCGUCGCUGCCAUCGUCAUUGGUUUCAUCGUCCUUGUGAUAUUUAUACUGGGUGGAGUAUAUUACUUCAAAAUAAAGCGCCCUUCCUAUGGCCGUCUCUUGGAUGACACAGAACACGGCAAUUUCUUCAACCCCAUGUUCGAUGGCUAAGUGCCACUUCAGAAAAAGUUCUAGUAUUGACCCUUUUCAGAGGGAAAGGAUUUGGACCAAUGGAGGCCUGCCAUGGCUUUGAACAUGUCGACAGUGACUAAUCUAAUGAUCUGCUCUUUCAGGGAACUCAUGAAACCAGUACAAAUUAAACAAAAUCUGAUGGUCUUAUGAAUGAGAUAUUUUAUGUGACAGAUGAUAUGUGCACUUGAUAGAUGAUAUGUGUUAAAUGAUAGAUAGAUAGCUAUAUGCCAGUUCUGUGAAAUGAUUCUGUUAUAUCUUUAAUAAUAAUUUAUAAAUCAUUUUGAACAUUUACAAACAUGGUUUACUUCUUUAAGGAGGAUUUGUUUUGGUUUCCAGUAGUUCAACUGAAGAGGAUUUUGAAUAAUGAUUAUAUACAGGAAAGGAAUAUAUAUAAUAAAAUACAAUAUAAGUAUCCCAGAUAUAAAUACUGGAAAAGUCCCAAGACCUUUUCACCAGUUGGAUUAUAGUUUGUUUUGUCCCUUUGACCUAUUUGUAAAUGUUGUAAUUGAAUUUUAAUGUGGUUCCACCGUUUUGCUGGUAGCAAACCUUAGAAAAACACAAUACUGUUACGUAUAUGCUUACAAGUAUGAUUGUGUGGCCAUAUUGUCCAUUUCCAAUCAUUAUUUUAUUUGUGUUUUAAUGUUUUCAUAUUUGUGAAAAGUUACUUUGAAUAAAUUGCCUGUAGCUCAUUAAUUAAACCUAAUUUACUGAA
Molecule: messenger RNA, 1822 nt
Organism: Tachysurus fulvidraco (yellow catfish)
Lineage: Eukaryota; Metazoa; Chordata; Actinopteri; Siluriformes; Bagridae
Gene: parm1
Product: prostate androgen-regulated mucin-like protein 1
Exons: 4
Coding region: 190-1089 (299 amino acids)
Cellular component (GO): Golgi apparatus; early endosome; plasma membrane
Source: RefSeq, a predicted model, not a curated record